AUGAUCGACUCACUGAGACAGGCCCGAAUCAGAUUCGUAAUCAAGAUCGACGUACAGCGACAAGUUUUGAACAAGAUCGACGGACGUGUGUUGUGCAAGAUCGACGUACAGACUCGGGCAUUGGGCGAGAUCGUCGGAUGGAGCCAGAGACAUAUUGGACUCGUAAUCAAGAUCGUGGAGCAGAGUCAACACAAACACAGUCGCUCGGAAGAGCUUAAACAAGCAGACGGCACCGAAGGUGGCCACGUGUUGGACGCAAUAUCAGCACCGCACGAACUUGGGGACGAGGAAUGUGUAUCAGCGAAGGGGGCGACUUCUAUGCAGAAGACGUUGACGAUAACAUGGCAGUCCUUCCCAGACCUCGCUGAACCGACGGAGGAAGCGAAGAACGAGGAUAUCCAAGUAAGAGAUUCAGAUUACAACACAACAGAGGCAAUCGACAAAUUGAGGCGAAUCAUCUGGCGACGUCACCAUCUUCAGAUCGGAAAGGAUAACGCCUUACCACCAGCUGCGGCAGGCGUCGUCUGCGACAUAGAUGUGAGAAACACCAAGCCCGUGCCCGAAUACUCGCCCCACAGCUCCGCGAGAAGCUGUUCCUGGUGA
Phytophthora nicotianae INRA-310 is the source of this 603-nucleotide messenger RNA. RefSeq lists its product as hypothetical. NCBI's taxonomy places the organism in Eukaryota, Oomycota, Peronosporomycetes, Peronosporales, Peronosporaceae. Bases 1 to 603 code for a protein of 200 amino acids. The record is from RefSeq and is a predicted model, not a curated record. The transcript has a single exon.